This is a messenger RNA of Penicillium daleae, 1674 nucleotides long. RefSeq names its product ATP-grasp foldsubdomain 2. The coding region runs from base 1 to 1674 and encodes 557 amino acids. Gene Ontology annotation, molecular function: D-alanine-D-alanine ligase activity. The record is from RefSeq and is a predicted model, not a curated record. Lineage: Eukaryota; Fungi; Ascomycota; Eurotiomycetes; Eurotiales; Aspergillaceae. Gene Ontology annotation, biological process: peptidoglycan biosynthetic process. The transcript has a single exon.
AUGAGGAUCUGUAUCUUGCAAUCCGCAUUUCCCGAAGACCAUGCAUAUAGCAAGAGCGGUAAUGGCAUGGAUCCGGCUCUUUAUACCGAUCAGCACACUUUUGAAGACCGAUGGAUUCAGAAGGACUCGGCGAAAGAGCAAAUUGAUGCUGCUGUAGCGGAGAAAUUUGACUUUUACUUCAACUUCAUGUGGGGACAAGAGGAUGAUGAGUUUGCGGGCGUUGAGGCCUGCCGUUACGUGGAGAGUUUAGGACUGCCUGUGGUCGGUGCAAACAGCAAGGCCCUGCUGGACUCCAAGAUUGAGUUCUACAAAAACGCUCAGGCACUUGGCUACCCUCGCGUUCCUGGAACUUCGAAUUACCCCCUCUUCGUCAAGCCAGCCUUGGGAUUUGGCAGCGCGUUGAUCACAGAGAAGUGUCUGUGUCAGGAUCGAGACGAGCUGUUGAACUGUUUGGAGAUACUCAAUGAGGCACUCCAACCAACACGCAAGAGUACUGACGGUGCAGCAGAGUCGCUGUCUCCCUCAACUGUGGUAGAUGGCAUUCCCAUCCCUGACGAUAUAGUGGUCCAAGAGUUCAUCCAGGGAUGGGACUAUAUUGUCGAGGUGAUUGAAAUGGGUGACUAUCCUGUUGCGUUAUCUCCAGAGAAAUAUGUCUACCCGAAGCAUUUCCGCCCUGGCCGAGACUUCUUGCAUGCCGAUAUGAGAUUCCAUCCCGAAACGGGCAUCAGGGUGCUCACAGAAAAGGAGAAUCCAGUGUUAUUCCGGACCCUGCAAGAGAUGGCCGUGCAGGCAUUCAAAGCCAACAAUAUGAGGGGCCAGACCUGGGCGCAAAUCGAUAUUCGGGUUCCUGAAAGUUCAGAGCCCGCUGUCAUCGACGCAAAUCCCAUGGGGAACCUGUUUUGCACAGGCAACCACAAAACCGAGGAUAUUGCUGUGGAGGAAAGUUUCCCAGGAGGUCAUCGCGCGUUCAUCAACAGCGCAAUUUCAAGUCAAUUGAUCCAGCUUGGCCAUGCAAAGCCCCGCCAGGCUGAAAUUGCUGAAGCCUAUACAGCAUAUAGCCACAAAUAUAAGGACAGUUCCGAUUGUCGCCACGCUAUGGAUCCUUUUUAUGAAGAGGUUAUCUCGUCGCUAGAUCUGCCCGGAGCCGUGCUCGAACUGGGCUCAGGAACAGGCAAAUUUGGUCGACUUCUGAAACACAGAAAGCAAUCAUCAGAAACCCUCGGUACACUCGCCGGUAUCGAGCUAUCGCCGGGCAUGAUCCAGCUCUGUCAACAAACAAACGCAUACUCUGAGCUUCAUCAAGGGCCUGUUGAGGAGAUCCUACCACCUAUAGAUGCCUGCGAUCACAUCGUCAGUUUCUUCACGCUUUUCCAUCUGUCUCCGGAAAUCUUCUCGAUGGUCAUGGCGCGAUCAUUCCAGUUGGCACGCAAAUCAAUUGCCAUCACCAUCGAUGAGAUCACCGAGGGGCAUAACCGGCGUUUAGAAGAGAUGGGGUCUCCUUUCUCGUCAAUGAAGGGAUUCAACCACAGCACCGAGAUGCAGAAGACCUUCUGUCACCCGCCUCCCCGGGGCUGGAAACUGGUGAAGACCAAUGCUGCAUUUGCUUGGUCCUUUCCGGAGAUGGGCUGUGAUAUCCAAUCGACACUUUAUGUCUUUGAGACACAGCCAGAAUAG